Dovyalis caffra is the source of this 294-nucleotide messenger RNA. The record is from the annotation of a GenBank genome assembly. NCBI's taxonomy places the organism in Eukaryota, Viridiplantae, Streptophyta, Magnoliopsida, Malpighiales, Salicaceae.
AUGGAGGAGGCGAUGGAAGUGAUGAGGACGGCGAUACUUGCUGUGUUGGACAGCGCCAAUGGACUUCGAAGAUCGACGGCAGCGAAUGUGAUGGAGAUUUUGAGCCCAUUCCAGAAUGUUGUGUUUUUCGCCGCAGCGACUGAGUUUGAAUUGAGAGUGAGUGGUGGGGCCUACGGAGGGACGCUUUUUCUUCUAGAAACAACACGAGUUAUCAAGGCGUCCAUCAGAGCAAAUCCCAUGGGAAGGAAGCAAAAUGCUGGAGCCCAAAUUUGCGAUAAGCCCAAUUUCAAGUAA